This is a messenger RNA of Arachis ipaensis, 1305 nucleotides long. Its product is annotated as high mobility group B protein 10. The record is from RefSeq and is a predicted model, not a curated record. Lineage: Eukaryota; Viridiplantae; Streptophyta; Magnoliopsida; Fabales; Fabaceae.
AAAAAGUUAUGGGGAUCAACCCUUGUCUUAAUUUGUGCCAAUCUCUUGAAGUUUCCCUUGAAGUACUUCAAACCCCAAACACUUGCUUCUGAGUAGCUUGUGUUAGGAGUAUGAUGAUUGCGGUUUCUACCUAAAUCAAGAUCCCUAUAGUUGGCAUAUGCAGCUCUUGGGGAUCUUGAAACAUAUGGAGUCAUAUAGCUAUGAAGCAUUCUCAUCCAAUUUACAUGCCUAUUGGAUGCUUGAAUGCUGUUGUCAUCCCACUUAACCAAGUACUGUAUGUUGUACAAGUUUCCCUUCCUGUGUGGAAAAGGGAUUUCAUAUUCUGAUAUCUCAUUCAUCCUACCACCGUAGGGAUCCAUUAUUAGCAAUGCCAAUGCAUCUUCUCUUAGAAGCAAAUUCCAAAUCCCUUGUAGCCCAAUUUCCGGUAUAGGAUCCAUCACAAAGUCAGACUUGGCCUUGAAGGAGCUCUUUCUUUAGCUUCCAACCUCAAUGUCUUUUACAAGCGCAUCAUUUAUGGUGCGCAGAUACUAUCUAUCAUUGCUUUGUCACUUUGAGCAAGCGUAUUACUUUCGGAAACAAGUCCCUCCUUCCUCAACACCUGGCGAAACAAAAAAAGAUCCUGCAAAUAGGAGUCUCGUUGAUAGCUUCACACCCUUUGGUGAAGCCGGUAAAACACAGCAGCUUGGUUCUGUGGUGCCUGGAACAAUUGAUGGGAAGUUUGAUGGUGGUUAUAUAGUUACAGUGAAUCUGGGUUCUGAACAGGUGAAAGGUAUUCUAUACCAUGUUCCCAUCAGUUUGUCCCAGAGUUCUAAUACUGUUGGUGUCCAUGGUUCACGGAAACGAAAGAAAUCUAGAUUGGCAUUAGGCGAUCCAUCUCGGCCGAAGUCAAACAAGAGUGGCUACUAUUUCUUCUUUGCUGAGAAUUAUGCCAGGUUGAGGCCCUUAUUCCAUGGUGAAGAGAGAGCGAUUAGUAAGAGGAUUGGGUUUCUAUGGAACAAUCUAACAGAAGCAGAAAGACAGGUUUAUCAGGAGAAAGGGCUGAGAGAUAAGGAAAGAUACAAGACUGAAUUGUUGGAGCACAAGUCGUCCAAUAAUUGAACUACUCAAUAGACAAAUUCUCUUACUACGAAUGUGCUUUUAUCCCUUUCUAUAGUUUAGUUUUCUUUAACAUUGUAGUUAGAAAUACCCCAUGGAAAACUGAUGGCUAUUAAUAGCCUUGGUGUAAUGUAGAAUAUAUGAAAUUUAUGAUCUUUUAUAGCAUCUAAUUUUGAAAAAGAAAUAACGAGUAAAUGUCUAAAAUGAUCC